This is a messenger RNA of Elgaria multicarinata webbii, 2049 nucleotides long. RefSeq names its product calpain small subunit 1 (gene CAPNS1). The transcript is spliced from 11 exons. NCBI's taxonomy places the organism in Eukaryota, Metazoa, Chordata, Lepidosauria, Squamata, Anguidae. Bases 140 to 919 code for a protein of 259 amino acids. Gene Ontology annotation, molecular function: calcium ion binding. The record is from RefSeq and is a predicted model, not a curated record. Gene Ontology annotation, cellular component: calpain complex.
UCCGCUGCAGUGACUCGCUCGGGCGUGGUGGAUCCCGCAGUGGCUCCCCCGGAGAUCCGCCCGCAGCUGAAGCAACCCCGGGAGCAGCCUCCGCAGCAAGACCAACUGCGUUAAGCCGCUUUCUUAGCAACUUCUGAAAAUGUUCCUUGUCAAAAACUUCCUUGGAGGUGGAGGCGGUGGAGGCGGUGGCGGUGGCAAUAUCAACAUCGGCAAUGUCAUUGGAGGAUUUUUAAGCGGUGGAGGGGGUGGCGGAGGCGGCGGCGGCGGAGGCGGCGGGGGCGGAGCCAUGGGAAUCCUGGGAGGCGUCAUUAGCGCCAUCAGUGAAGCAGCAGCUCAGUAUAACCCAGAUCCUCCGCCGCCUCGCAGCCACUUCUCCAACAUCGAAGCCAAUGAGAGCGACGAGGUGCGGCAGUUCCGAAGGCUGUUCACGCAGCUGGCAGGAGACGACAUGGAGGUCAGCGCCACGGAGCUGAUGAACAUCCUCAACAAGGUGGUUACCAGACAUCCGGACUUGAAGACUGACGGAUUUGGCAUUGACACAUGUCGCAGCAUGGUGGCUGUCAUGGACAGUGACACCACUGGGAAGCUCGGAUUUGAGGAGUUCAAGUACCUCUGGAGCAAUGUCAAAAAGUGGCAGUGCAUCUACAAGCAGUACGAUACUGACCGGUCCGGGACCAUUGGCAGCAGUGAACUCCCAGGAGCCUUUGAGGCUGCAGGCUUUAAGCUCAACGAGCAGCUCUACAGCAUGAUCGUGCGCAGAUAUUCGGACGAGAGCGGGAACAUGGAUUUUGACAAUUUCAUCAGCUGCCUGGUGCGCCUGGACGCCAUGUUUCGUGCCUUCAAAUCUCUGGACAGAGACGGCAGCGGACAGAUCCGUGUGACCUUGAAGGAGUGGUUGCAACUCACCAUGUACUCCUAAGGACCAGCCUUCCACUGAGACCACACCUCCGUCUGACACCGCCGGGCCUGUUCUGGAACGUUUUAAAAGUUCUGUGCUACACUCGAUUCGCAGCCCUCCCUUCGAUGCGGGACGGCCUGAGGAACCCUUCUCUCCCCCUCGCCCUUUUUAUUAUUAUUAUUUUUAUUUUUGGCUUUCACUUCUGACCUUUUUUUUCCUAAAGCGAAAAAGAACCCUUUUACUAUUAUCUUGUCUUGCAUUGUUUAAUCACCGUUAGAAAAUUAACUGCUGGUAUUUAGUUUAACCACUCUGGUUCAUUUACUAACUUUACCUAGGUGUGGAUGGGCAUCUUCUUAAAGAGGCUCCAGGCUUGCUUUUCCCAGCUGGCUCAACUUCUAACGAUACCAGGCAGAUCCUCUGAUUUUUGCAAGCUUCACUGCGGGGCGGUGGUCUCCGUUUCGGAUGAAGAGCUGUUUAAGAAGCCCCCGCGAAAUGAAACCCUGGCGAAGUUGCAGCGCCUUCUUUACUUUGGGGACCUGUGUGGGGUGGCUGCAAAAUCACGCUGUGCGUUGUAUAUGCUCAUGUUCUCUCCUCUGAGGACGGCGCAUUGCGACCGGUGUUCUCCCCCCACUAAUCCCUGACAAUCCACACUGUUUGAGGGGGGGGGCUGUGGCCAGGGCCGUUGAGAUGGGAAUAAGAUUAGUCUGUUGUGAAAGCAGCAGCACGUACACUCCCUACGAGAGAAAUGCCACUCCUUUUUAAAAACUGGGGGACCGAAGCCUUUUAUCACUCUGCAUGGAUGUUAAUUUCAGAAGCAAUAGGUGAAGGACUGGAAAACUCCACCAGAAGCUAUUUAAAUAAUGCUUGUUAUAGAGGCUUGUACUUUUAUUUCUUAAGAUCCAGAGGCUGCUGGUAUAGUCCUGGCCAAGGGCAAUUGUAUGACGUUGGCUUUCUUUAACAACAGCCAAAGCCAAUAAGCUGAAGUACUAGUUCUUCGGCACUUCAAGAAGAAAAACCACAACCCUUAUUGCAAAUUGUAUGAAUGUUCACGUGCGAUGCAGACACCCCAAACGCCGUAUCUGCAUUGCGUGCAAUUUCUAUGCAUGUGUUUUGAAGGAAUAAAGUGUAGCAGCAAUACAGCUGGUUCUAUA